UUAUCACUGGCACUUGAAAGAAAUGAAGGAUUGAAAGUGAUGUGCAUUGAGAGAUGUGCUCUGGCGGAUGAUGGCUGUAUGUUGAUCAGCACAUCUCUUAAACUCAACUCGACACUAAAUGGGCUGUCGUUUCCGGAGAACCGGAUCUCAUCUUUAGGAAUGGGAUAUUUGUGUCGAGGUCUGAAGCAAAAUAAGGGAAUUAGAGAGUUAAAUUUGGAUAGCAAUGAGGUCGGAGAUAGAGGUGGCGGUCGGUUAUUAUUCUCGAUUAUUCGUCAUUGCUGCUUCUUAACGGAGUUGAACUUGUCAGAAAAUUUAUUAGGAGACGAUUGCAUUGAAAGGUUAAGCCAUUCAUUGUUAUUCAAUAGGUCGUUGAAAUGUUUGAAACUUGAAAACUGCGGCCUCACAAAGAAGAGUUGUUCAUUUUUGAAGAGGCCGUUGAAGACGAACACCGAUUUAUCAAUUCUGAGCUUGGAUUUGAACCAGCUGAAUGAUGAUGGCGUUGAAUGUCUGGCGGAGGGCAUGCAAUUCAAUCGGUCGCUGACGGAACUGUCACUC
Molecule: messenger RNA, 555 nt
Organism: Helobdella robusta
Lineage: Eukaryota; Metazoa; Annelida; Clitellata; Rhynchobdellida; Glossiphoniidae
Exons: 2
Molecular function (GO): protein binding
Source: RefSeq, a predicted model, not a curated record